CUCCUCCCCUUCUCUGCUAAUAUUAUCCUCGAUUCCAGGCCGCUCUGACUAGCCUCCACCCAUAGAAAGUAAUUUAUAGUAUCUGUAUGCUCCACCUUUCUUUCUGUACAAUUGACGACCUCUGCAGAAACUCUGUUGAUGUGCACAUGUGUUGAUCAUGCUUUGCCAGAGACUACUAACCCGUGUCCUUCAGACGAGAGCCUUCUCAACGGCUCCCACACUCUCCUAUGAGUACAUAAUCACCGAGACCAAAGGAGAAAAGAACAACGUUGGGUUCAUUAAGCUAAACCGUUUCAAGGCACUCAAUGCACUCUGUAGUCCACUCAUGACAGAGGUUAGUGAAGCCCUCACUGGGUUUGAGACCGACCCAAAGAUUGGGGCAGUCGUUAUCACCGGUAGCGACAGAGCAUUUGCGGCCGGAGCUGACAUUGGUGAAAUGCAGAAUAUGGAGUUUCCUGAAGUCUACACCAAGCAGUUUUUGACCAAAUGGUCAUUCCUGAAGCAAGCGCGUAAGCCUGUCAUUGCUGCCGUUAAUGGUUUCGCCCUGGGAGGAGGUUGUGAGGUGGCCAUGAUGUGUGACAUCAUCUACGCUGGAGAGAAGGCUUUCUUUGGUCAGCCGGAGAUCAACUUGGGGGUCAUCCCAGGGGCAGGGGGUACACAGAGGCUGGUCAGGGCCAUUGGGAAGUCAAAGGCCAUGGAAAUGGUGCUCACAGGAGAGAAAAUGUCUGCCCAGGAUGCUGAGAAGGCCGGUCUAGUGAGUAAGGUGUUCCCAGUGGAGGAGGUGGUGGGAGAGGCUAUUAAACUGGGGGAGAGGAUCGCUGGCAUGUCCAAGGUGGCUGCUGCCAUGGCAAAGGAGUGUGUGAAUGCCGCAGACAACCUCUCUCUGGAUGAAGGAGAACGUCUUGAGAAGAGAAUGUUCCACUCUCUGUUUGCCUGUAAGGACCAGAAGAUUGGAAUGACUGCAUUCCUGGAGAAGAAGCAACCAGAGUGGACUGACAGUUAACUUGUUAGCUAGCUAGAGACGUACGUACCUGUGACCUAUUGUGUAUAGCCAAACUGUGGUAUAGUUUUGUGAUUUAUAAUGUUGGUUUUCAAUAGCA
Halichondria panicea is the source of this 1100-nucleotide messenger RNA. Its product is annotated as enoyl-CoA hydratase, mitochondrial-like. Gene Ontology annotation, biological process: fatty acid beta-oxidation. Lineage: Eukaryota; Metazoa; Porifera; Demospongiae; Suberitida; Halichondriidae. Gene Ontology annotation, cellular component: mitochondrion. Gene Ontology annotation, molecular function: enoyl-CoA hydratase activity. The transcript is spliced from 5 exons. The record is from RefSeq and is a predicted model, not a curated record. The coding region runs from base 158 to 1003 and encodes 281 amino acids.